AUGGCAGAGCUUGAACGUGUGUUGCUACCGCGACCAAGAAAUGACCAGUCCAUGCGCCAAAAUGUAUACGUACUGUAUGGUGUUGGCGGGAUAGGCAAGACACAAUUAGCGGUGGAGUUUACAUGGCGACACCACCGCCGGUUUAGCUCAGUGUUCUGGCUGGACGGACGCAGCGAGGAUAUCCUCAAGCGCAGCAUUGCAAGCUGCGUGGGCAGAAUUCCUCAAGAUCAAAUCCCUGAGACAAUCAAGAGGUAUGCAACAGACAGCAACGUUGAUAUCGAUGCAGUAGUGAAGGAGGUUAUGACCUGGCUUGCUCAGCCUAAUAACACCACCUGGCUUCUUAUAUUUGAUAACGUCGACCGAGAGUACACGGCACCAGGAGUUGACCCUCAUUCGUACGAUGUGAGGCGCUACCUGCCAGGUGCAGACCAUGGGUCGGUGCUAGUGACGACUCGACAAGCAGGGCUGGGGCAGCUGGGCGAGUCGCAGCAGCUAGGCAAAGUCUCCGCAGAACAGGGGCAGGCUAUAUUAGAGAGUUGGUAUAAGAGGAAGCAUGACACAAACCAGAGCGCGCUGCUAGUAAUGUGGCUAGAUGGUUUACCACUCGCCAUUGCGCAGGCAGGCGCGUACCUGCAAGAGAGCGAAGUAGAACUGGGGGAAUAUCUAUGGCUCUACGACCAAAAAUGGGGCGAGGUAAACAAUCUAGUUGACGUGCCGCUCCGUAACGGCUCAGAGUGCAUCGUAUGGACGACAUCGGCCAUCUCGUACGAGACAAUCCACGACAGGCACAAAGCCACAGCUAACCUGCUGCUACUAUGGUCUUUCAUGGAUAACAAAGAUUUAUGGCAUGGCUUACUUGCAGCGGCAUGUAACAGGUCUAUUGUAGCUGCUGCGAUGUUGUCAAGGUGGGUGGGAGACAUUGCGAGUAGCGAGGUCGAGUUCAACGUAGCUAUGCAACGACUAUCCAGCUACUCGCUAGUUGAUGAAGUGACAGAGAUCACAGGAACGAAAGGCUUCACAACACAUCAGUUGGUGCAACAGUGGGCGUAUCACUCGCAAAACGAAGUCGCAAAAGAGCUGAGUCAACUAGCAGUAGUUGCUGUUGGUUGGGCUGUGCCGGAAAGUUCUACUGGAGACUACAAUACACUGCAACACCGACUUCUUCCACACGCAAAAGUGUGCUUUGGAUACAUGGUCCAUAGCCGGGAAGAUUGGUAUAUAGAACUUCGGAGAGGCAGUCAUGGAGACAUUGAUGCGGAUGCAGAGCGUGAGGCAAUACUUGUUGCUUUACAUCACAUACGCCUUUUCUACACCAACCAAGACAAUGCGGGCGCGGCAAAGCAGAUGUACAAGCCCCAAAACGAACCGCACCAUAAGCAACUACUUCACUCCAUCCGGAGAGACUCCACGCCUCUGGAAAAUCCGUUCUCGAAAAGCAACAUGGACGAUGACGACUUGAUUUGGAUUGAUACUCUAUCGGGCGAUGUAGCCUACCGGCCCCCAUAUGAAGCGUCUGCGACGCGUCAUUCGUUCGGCAGCAGCUCCAAUGCACCCCGGGCAGGACAUGUACAACUUACCAAAGCGAAAAAACCUAGCAGAGUGAAACAACUCAGUAUCGAGGAGUGGCCCCCCAUAAACUCAGGCAGACACAUAUCGAGCAACCAGCCAUGGCCACGGCGUCACUGA
This is a messenger RNA of Bipolaris oryzae ATCC 44560, 1686 nucleotides long. RefSeq lists its product as uncharacterized. Bases 1 to 1686 code for a protein of 561 amino acids. The transcript has 2 exons. NCBI's taxonomy places the organism in Eukaryota, Fungi, Ascomycota, Dothideomycetes, Pleosporales, Pleosporaceae. The record is from RefSeq and is a predicted model, not a curated record.